This is a messenger RNA of Rotaria sp. Silwood1, 1299 nucleotides long. Lineage: Eukaryota; Metazoa; Rotifera; Eurotatoria; Philodinida; Philodinidae. The record is from the annotation of a GenBank genome assembly.
AUGAUUACAAUUUAUGAAACAAACGAUGUUACUCCAAAUUCCUAUGAAUAUAUUGAUAGAUUAAUUGGUGAAACUUGUUACGAUAUGUAUCCUCAUUCAUUUUACUUGGGUCGAGACUAUCACACAUUAUACCCAUUUUGGAAUGUUGGCAGCUGUAUGAGAUUUAUCAAUGCAGCAUCUGAAGUUGGAAAAACAAUUUUCUUAAUUAGUUCAGCUUCACUCGGUCGUAUUAUUGUACCCCAAAUAUAUGACAACAGAUGUAUUCACUCGAUAUAUGUACUAACUCGCAACAUAUUAAAGCACUUUAACUGGGUAACUCAUUAUAUUGAUAACAUACUAAUGUUUGAGCAUGCACUUGACUUACUUAGUAGAUUAAUACGCGAUAUUGCGACUUAUUAUGCACACAAAUCUGCAGCACCUAAUGUAAGUUUGCAAGGACGAUUAUCCUGCUUGAGGUGGGCCAAAAACUUAUUUAUCAAUGCAGAUAACAAUGACCACAUAGAUACUUCAAUUUAUCUUUUUCACUACAACGAAAAACGCAUUAUAGAGCUGGAAAAACUUUUCAAAAAUAAUCAGAAAUAUGACGAAGAUAUACAAUUUGGUAUUCAGUGUGUUGAAAUAUUUAUUUGUUAAUAAAUAAAUGCUAAAAAACAAUGCAUUAUCCUUUAGGUAUGCUGUUCUUUGAAAUAAGUAAAAUAAGAAAAAAUCGGCAAAAUAUUUAACUGUCAUAAAAGAAUUUAAAUUGUAUAUUCUUGAUAUUUUAAAAAUGCAUUAAUUUUUAUUUAUUUCGUCAAGAAAUUAUCAUCUCAUAUACGGUACUUGUUACCUCUCUAACUCAGUCAACAAGCUGGAACAAUUGAAAUUAAAAGAACUUGAUAUCUUUAGCGUAAAACUAAGGAAUAAUGUCAGACUACCACUUUAAUAUUGAUUAACAUCGUGCUAAUGAACAACAGAUCAAUAGGUACUCUUAAUACAGAAUUCUAUCUGUACUUGGGCUGGAUUAAUUCUUCAAAUUAUUUUUUUUUGAUAGCAACUCGUCUAUGUACAGUUUAUCUGAACACACCCAGGUCGACGAUGACGGGCGUCGUAUACGCCCGUAAACGGUCGUAUUUUGGCGGUUUACAUGGUCCUAGGGGUGGUGGCUUAGCAUUAGCAUUGCAUUAAAUAAUACUAAUUUUAAUGCUUUUGUAUUAGAAUGCAAAAAUUAACUUAAUGCUUUGGCAUUAGUGUUAAAAAAAUAAUAUAAUUCUUUGGUAUUAGUGUUAAUUUUGUAUUAAGAAAAUGCUAAUACCUAUCCCU